Molecule: messenger RNA, 756 nt
Organism: Thecamonas trahens ATCC 50062
Lineage: Eukaryota; Apusomonadida; Apusomonadidae
Exons: 3
Coding region: 41-736 (231 amino acids)
Biological process (GO): mitochondrial respiratory chain complex I assembly; aerobic respiration; electron transport coupled proton transport
Molecular function (GO): 4 iron, 4 sulfur cluster binding; quinone binding; NADH dehydrogenase (ubiquinone) activity
Source: RefSeq, a predicted model, not a curated record
CUCUCACAGCUAGCCGCCCCUCUCUCUCGUCAAGGUCACCAUGCUGCGGCUGUCGUCCACGCUCGCACGAUUGGCCACCGCCGUGCCGACGCUGACCCCUGCGGGCUGCUCGGCCCUCCUCCGCCUUCCCUCUGCAUCCCUCCACACUUCCACAGACUCUUCCGAGCCUGCUGCUGCUGAGUCUGCCCCUGUGGCCGGUGCUGGCACGCAGGGCGCCGUGGCUGGCCCGUCGUCGUCGGCCCUCGUCGCUGGCACACCGCCGUCCAACAAGGGCGAGUACGUGGUGGCCAAGCUUGACGAUCUCGUCAACUGGGCUCGGAAGGGCUCGAUCUGGCCCAUGACUUUCGGUCUUGCCUGCUGCGCUGUGGAGAUGAUGCAGUGCGCCGCCGCACGGUAUGACGUCGAUCGGUUCGGGAUCAUCUUCCGCCCCUCGCCUCGUCAGUCCGACUGCAUGAUCGUUGCCGGCACGCUCACCAACAAGAUGGCACCGGCGCUGCGCAAGGUUUACGACCAGAUGCCCGAGCCGCGGUGGGUCGUCUCCAUGGGCUCGUGCGCCAACGGUGGUGGCUACUACCACUACUCGUACGCCGUCGUCCGCGGCUGCGACCGCAUCGUUCCCGUCGACGUCUACGUCCCGGGCUGCCCGCCUACCGCAGAGGGCCUCAUGUACGGCCUUCUUGUCCUCCAGAAGAAGGUUGCCCGCUCCCAGGGUCUUUCUGCCUGGUACCGUAAGUGAGUGAACACAGUCUUGGACCG